This is a messenger RNA of Microthlaspi erraticum, 885 nucleotides long. Lineage: Eukaryota; Viridiplantae; Streptophyta; Magnoliopsida; Brassicales; Brassicaceae. The record is from the annotation of a GenBank genome assembly.
AUGGCGGGAUUCUCCGAUGACCGGCGCAACGAAACAUCGCAUAAGAGGCGACGUACUCCGGCAUCCACGAACAAAUCUUCCGGUGACACCGAGGGAAAGAAUAAACGCACAGCGACGCUCAUGGAUCUGGAUGUCCUCGACUGCUCCAUUUGCUUCGAUACACUAACCGUUCCUAUCUUCCAGUGUGAUAAUGGCCAUGUAGCAUGCUCUACUUGCUGCAAGAAGUUAAAGAGUAAAUGUGGAACAUGCUCUUUACCAACCAAGUCACGCAACAGAGCGAUGGAGCGAGUUCUUGAACUACUUAAAGUUCCAUGUGAAAACGCAGAAUUCGGUUGCUCCGAGAGCGUCUCUUAUGCUGAAAUGUCAAGACACUUAGAGCGGUGCGUUUUCAGCCAACGUCCUUGCCCGUUUAGCGGUUGCGGUUGCGGUUUCACUGGCUCGUACGAGGAUUUAGUUGAACACAGUGUCUCUAAACACGAUGACACCUUGUACGAGUUUGAAUGUGGAGAGUCUGUGUUUAUCUACCCCAAAGUUGGUGAGAGGGUAGUUCUCAAGGAAAAGAAUACAGGAGAAGGAGGAGGAGUAGGAAGAGUACUUGUGGUUGUGGAGUGUUUCGAGACGCCACAAGGUCGAAUAUUCUCUGCUAGCUGUGUUGGACCUAUGUUUCCAGGAUUUAUGAGACUCUCCUACAGCUUCACAUUAAGAUCAUCUUCCGGUGAUGGCUUGUGUUUUGAAUCAAGUGCCAAGAGUGUUCGUGAAGUGAGCGGUGAACCACCAAGCGAGCAUUUUAUGUUUGUUCCUUCUUACAUGUGCCCUGACUACAAGCUGCGUAUAUGCAUCACCUGGACUAAUCCUUUUAGAUCACGUAGAACUACUACAUCAUGA